This is a messenger RNA of Plasmodium gallinaceum, 2454 nucleotides long. RefSeq names its product myosin A, putative (gene MyoA). Lineage: Eukaryota; Apicomplexa; Aconoidasida; Haemosporida; Plasmodiidae. The coding region runs from base 1 to 2454 and encodes 817 amino acids. Gene Ontology annotation, molecular function: ATP binding; microfilament motor activity; actin filament binding. Gene Ontology annotation, cellular component: actin cytoskeleton; myosin complex; vesicle. The record is from RefSeq and is a predicted model, not a curated record. The transcript has 3 exons. Gene Ontology annotation, biological process: vesicle transport along actin filament; actin filament organization.
AUGGCUGUUACAAAUGAGGAAGUAAAAACUGCAGGUAAAAUUGUUAGAAGAGUUUCAAAUAUUGAAGCUUUUGAUAAAAGUGGAACAGUUUUUAAGGGAUAUCAAGUAUGGACUGAUAUUUCUCCAUCAAUUGAAAAAGAUCCUAAUAUUAUGUUUGUUAAAUGUGUUGUACAACAAGGGUCUACAAAAGAAAAAUUAACUGUUGUUCAAAUUGAUCCUCCAGGACAAGGAACUCCAUAUGAAAUUGCAGCAACUCAUGCAUGGAAUUGUAAUUCACAAGUAGAUCCUAUGUCGUUUGGUGAUAUAGGUUUAUUAAAUCACACAAAUAUUCCAUGUGUACUAGAUUUUUUAAAGCAAAGGUAUUUAAAAAACCAAAUAUAUACCACAGCUGUUCCACUUAUUGUUGCAAUAAAUCCAUAUAAAGACUUAGGGAACACAACUAAUGAAUGGAUUCGUAAGUAUCGUGAUACAGUGGAUUAUUCUAGAUUACCACCACAUAUUUUUUCAAGUGCAAGAGAAGCUCUUUCAAAUCUUCAUGGUGUUAACAAGAGUCAAACUAUUAUUGUUUCAGGUGAAUCUGGUGCAGGAAAAACAGAAGCAACAAAACAAAUUAUGAGAUAUUUUGCUUCAUCAAAAAGUGGAAGCAUGGACUUACGUAUACAAACAGCAAUUAUGGCAGCUAAUCCUGUUCUUGAAGCUUUUGGAAAUGCCAAAACCAUAAGAAAUAACAAUUCAUCACGUUUUGGUCGUUUCAUGCAACUGAUUAUAUCCCACGAAGGAGGUAUUAAGAAUGGUUCCGUAGUUGCUUUUUUAUUAGAAAAAUCAAGAAUCAUAACCCAAGAUGAUAAUGAAAGGUCAUACCAUAUCUUUUAUCAAUUUCUUAAGGGUGCAAAUAAUAACAUGAGAUCUAAAUUUGGUUUGAAAGGUAUUAAAGAUUACGCACUUUUGAAUCCUAAUUCAACAGAAGUAGAUGGUGUGAAUGAUAAAAAGGAUUUUGAAGAAGUUCUUGAAUCAUUAAAAAAUAUGGAUUUAAGUGAUGAACAAAUAGAAGUAAUUUUUUCCAUUGUAGCUGGUAUUUUAACAUUGGGAAAUGUUAAAUUAAUUGAAAAAGCAGAAUCUGGUUUAACUGACGCCGCAGCUAUUAAUGAUGCAGAUAUGCAAACAUUCAACAAAGCAUGUGAAUUAAUGUUUCUAGAUCCAGAAUCAGUAAAGAAAGAACUAUUAAUUAAAAUAACUGUAGCUGGUGGAAAUAAAAUUGAAGGAAGAUGGAAUAAAAAGGAUGCAGAAGUGUUGAAAUCAUCUCUAUGCAAAGCUAUGUAUGAAAAAUUAUUUUUAUGGAUCAUUAAGCAUCUAAAUAGUAGAAUUGAACCAAAAGAUGGAUUUAAAGUAUUUAUGGGUAUGUUAGAUAUAUUUGGUUUUGAAGUAUUUAAAAACAACUCACUUGAACAACUAUUUAUUAAUAUCACAAAUGAAAUGCUUCAAAAAAAUUUCAUUGAUAUUGUUUUUGAAAGAGAAUCUAAAUUAUAUAGAGAAGAAGGAAUUUCAACAGCUGAAUUGAAGUAUACAAGUAACAAAGCAGUAAUUGAUGUACUUUGUGAUAAAGGAAAAUCUGUGCUUUCAUAUUUAGAAGAUCAAUGUCUUGCACCUGGAGGAACAGACGAAAAAUUUGUUAGUGCUUGUACUACAAACCUAAAAGGAAACGAUAAAUUUACUCCCGCUAAAGUUGCAUCAAAUAGAAAUUUUAUAAUACAACACACUAUAGGUCCAAUUCAAUACUGUGCAGAUAAUUUUUUACUUAAAAACAAAGAUGUUUUAAGAGCAGAACUUGUAGAACUAAUCAACAAUUCUGAAAAUGAAAUAGUAAAACAGUUGUUUGAAGGACAAAUCAUAGAAAAAGGUAAAAUGGCUAAGGGAUCUUUAAUAGGUUCCCAGUUCUUAAAUCAAUUAACAUCAUUAAUGGCAUUAAUAAAUAGUACAGAACCACAUUUUAUCCGUUGUAUUAAACCAAAUGAGAACAAAAAACCUCUGGAGUGGUGUGAACCAAAAAUAUUAAUUCAGCUUCAUGCAUUAUCAAUUUUAGAAGCACUUGUUCUACGUCAAUUAGGAUAUUCAUAUAGAAGGUUAUUUGAAGAAUUCUUAUAUCAAUUUAAAUUUGUAGACAUUGCCAUUGCUGAAGACGAAUCUCUUGACUGUAAAACAAGAUGCAUGAAGUUAUUGGAUGCAUCAGGAAUUCCUAAGGAUAUGCUUAAAAUUGGAAAAACAAUGGUGUUUUUGAAACAAGAUGCAGCAAAAUUAUUAACCAAAAUCCAAAGAGAAAAACUAAUAGAAUGGGAAAAAUGUGUAUGUGUUAUUGAAGCUGCAAUUCUUAAACAUAAGUAUAAACAAAGAGUUAAUGAAAAUAUUCCUUCACUUAUUAGGGUUCAAGCUCAUAUAAGAAAAAGAUUAGUUGCAUAA